This is a messenger RNA of Drosophila elegans, 1212 nucleotides long. Its product is annotated as C-type lectin 37Db-like. Lineage: Eukaryota; Metazoa; Arthropoda; Insecta; Diptera; Drosophilidae. The transcript has a single exon. Gene Ontology annotation, molecular function: signaling receptor activity. The record is from RefSeq and is a predicted model, not a curated record. Bases 318 to 1001 code for a protein of 227 amino acids.
AAUAAUUGAAUUGAAUGAAUUGAAUUCCAAUAAUAAUAUCUCAAUGCGUCAAAUAACAAACAAAAUAAAGCCAAAAAUUAUUUGUGUGCUCACAUUCGCAAUUCUAAUUGUUCGAAAAAAAAAAACCGUGUGGCCUAUUAAAGUUGACUUUGACCUUUGAGUUCUUUGGGUCUCUGAAUAAUAAAUUUUUGGCACACAACGCAUAGCAUGUGUUUGAAUAAUAUAUUUUCGACCAAAUGGGUUCUUUGAUUGUCAGGGAAUUUAAUUAACUUUAGUUUAUUGGCAACAUUCGCCAUUCGCAGUUCUACGCUCGCAAAAUGUUCAAGAUCGGAACUUAUUUUUUGUACGCCUUUGUGGCCUGCAAUCUGUGCGGAAUAGCUAAGGGUGAAAAUAAUACGGAUUCAGUUUGUAUCCUGAAGGAUGCCCCAACUCAAUGUGGUGCAUUUUGUCUCGAUGCUCAGAGGCCAAUUAUUGAAAAAUUAAAUUUUCUUGCUAAAUUACUUAAUAACACUCAGGAGAAGGUGGAUAGAAUUCUAAAUGCAACCCAGGAGAGACUGGAAAAAGUGGAUUUUAUUAUCCACAAUUUAGAAACAAAACCAAUAGAAGUGGCAACGUCAAACAUACCGCAAGGAUUUGAGCAGAUUGGAUCGAGAUAUUUUUAUAUUGAAAACAAUAUUAAACUAAAUUGGGCUGAUGCUAAAACUGCCUGCCGUCAAAAGGGAGCUUAUCUGGCGGCCUUCGAUAACCUGCAAGAAUUUAGCGCCAUCCAAACGAAACUUCAGGCUCAUUGGUACUGGCUGGGCAUCAAUGAAAUCGCCAAAGAAGGCGAAUUUGUAUCUGUGGCCUCUGGCAAGCCGGCAACUAUAUUCAAGUGGCAUUUUGGGCAGCCCGACAAUGAUCAGGGCAGAGAGGACUGUGUGGCCAUGUACUACAGCUCUAUGGAUGAUGGCUUGUGUGAUAAUAAAAACUAUUUUAUUUGUCAACUAGACAAUGAAGUUUAGUAAAAACACAGAAUACUACGAAUACACAACUAAAUUCUUGGUGAUGGAUCUCUCUACUUAUAAAAAUAUAUCAUUAAAUAAAACAACUGUAAUUAAAAAUUAAAAAUGUUUUAUAUAAUUCAGCUUGUGAACUUUUAGAAUGUGACGUGAAUUAUUAUACAAAUCAAACUAUUUUAAUGUUUCAAUAAAUGAUUAAAAAAUGAUUUUAAAA